CAAGCCCCUCCCUCUAAGAGAAGGCGGGGCCCCCCAACUGAGUUAAGUGCCUGGAGGCUAGGCGCCGGGUACUGCCCACCGGCCAUGGACCGAAACCGAGCUUCCGCGCGCUUGAGUGUCUUGCUGCGACACCUCGGUUGCCGCUCGGCCGGGACCAUUAUAGCUCACCACACUUCGGGGGUUGGUUCUCUUGCCAGUUUCCAUCCUCAACAAUUCCAGUAUACCCGGGAGAAUAAUGUUCUAAGCCUAGAACAGAGAAAAUUUUAUGAAGAAAAUGGAUUUCUUGUCAUUAAAAAUUUGGUGUCUGAGGCUGAUAUUCAACGCUUUAGGAAUGAGUUUGAAAGAAUCUGCAGAAAGGAGGUGAAACCAUUGGGAUUGUUGGUGAUGAGAGAUGUCACCAUUGCAAAAUCAGAAUAUGUGCCAAGUGAGAAAGUGGUUUCCAAGGUCCAGGAUUUCCAAGAAGAUGAGGAACUCUUCAGAUACUGCACCCUCCCUGAGAUUCUGAAAUAUGUGGAGUGCUUCACUGGACCCAAUAUUAUGGCCAUGCAUACAAUGCUGAUAAACAAACCUCCAGAUUCUGGCAAGAAGACAUCCCGUCAUCCCUUGCACCAGGAUCUGCACUAUUUCCCCUUCAGGCCCAGCAAUAGCAUCGUUUGUGCCUGGACAGCCAUGGAGCACAUUGAUCGGAACAAUGGCUGUCUGGUUGUGCUCCCAGGGACACACAAAGGCCCCUUGCAACCCCAUGAUUAUCCCCAGUGGGAGGGAGGAGUCAACAUCAUGUUCCACGGGAUCAAGGACUAUGACAAAAACAACGCCCGGGUGCACUUGGUGAUGGAGAAGGGAGACACCGUCUUCUUUCACCCUUUGCUCAUCCAUGGAUCUGGUCGGAACAAAAGUCAAGGAUUCCGGAAGGCAAUUUCCUGCCAUUUUGCGGAUGCCAACUGUCACUACAUAGAUGUGGAGGGCACCAGUCAAGAAAGCAUUGAAAAGGAAGUUGUCGAUAUGGUCAGGAAAAAGCAUGGAUUUAAAGAUGUCACUCUGAAGGAUGUUUGGACAUUUCGAGGGCGUGUUGUGAAAGGAGAAAGAAUCAACCUUUGAAAUAGCCCUUCGCUCAAACUCUUGUCAAGAAAAUCAAGGUGGAACAAGAUGUCAGAGAAAAAUCUUUUCUCAAUGAGAUGAUGUAAUCGUUUCUAUCCAUGUUAACAAAAUUCAGGUGCAUGGAUGCAGUACUUAAUUGCAUAUGGGUAAUAAUGCAGUGUGGUGGGAUGCCUUUAAUGGAUAUAAAAUAGUAAAAGUGAAAAUUACUGUUUUAAGGAAAACUUGGGGUUGCAACUAACAAGGUGAUGGAUAAAGAAGUGCGUUAGAUCAGUUUCUUUCACUCAGUUAACGCUUUACCCAAGCAAGGUUUAAUGCUCUGAAAUAGAGAACCCACCAUCUCCCAAUUGUGUUGUGUGAGAUCUCUUUGCAAAUCUGGAACAAUGAAUAUUAGAGAUGCAUUUAGUAAAGGGUCUAAGAAGGGCAUCCGGUUGUAAAAUAAGGGUGGAAACUCACAUUCUGACACAGGAUUCCUUCAAUGGCCUCUCUAGGCCACCAUGCUCCUUAAAAAAACUGACUGGAUCUUUCCAAGUCUUUUUCUCUAAAGAAAGAAGACCAGGAUAACUUUCUCUGUCAAUUCAUAUUCAGCAUGGCGGCUGAAAACAUUCAGCAUUUAUGAAUGAAACCUAAUCUCUUUGAAGGUCCAGGAAAGCUUUUAAAAUAGUUCUGGUUUGGAUAUCAAGUGGCAUGUGCUACAGAGAUUUAAUUUAAUAGAGCAUUGUAUUUCUCCACCAGCUGAGGGCAGCAAGGAGUCAUAAUUCUUCUUUUUAUAAAUUCUGGUUGAAUCUUUAGUAAGAAAAACAGAAUAAGGAAAAGGGUCCCUUUCUUUAAGCAAAGCAUGCGUUUUCCUACAUGUUGAUUGCUGAUUCUGUCAGUUUCUCUGUAAGGACACCCAGUUUAAGCUCAGGUCCAGAUGGAAACUGGGGAAGACAUGAGAAUCCCUGACGUGCUCUCAGGACUUUGGAAUAACUGGAAACAAAAUGUAUAUGUGGAAACUCAGCAUAAACAGCAUGUAUGGGACACUGUUCGCAAGAAACUGUUCAAACUAACUUUAAAAUACAUUUGAAAACUUAGACUUCAAGAGGAAAAUCAGACAGCAGAAUGUCAUCUCCCUGGUGCAAUUCUGAGUGAACUGCAGCUAGUCAGUCAGGAAACGUUUCCCCUCCUUUCUGUGUCCCUUGUGUCAACUAGUUCAUCUAACAAAUAUCCAAGCAUCUGUUACUGAACAAGGUUCAUUUUGCACUAGUUUCUAGAAAAGUGUUUCAAGAGGAAAUGCUCUGAACAGAGAUUUACAGCAAAGAGAAAAGACAGAACUGUUUCAGGUCGGCCUCCUCCAAGGAGGAGUGUGGGAGUGCUCCAUGUGGAAGCGAAUGGAAACACAGGGGAAAGGGAACCAGGAGAGUGCAGUCAGGUAUCAUCUUGAUUAUUGUGCACAGGUGUGAGUAAGCCUCAGGCCUCUGAAAGUUCAGAAAUGGAGACGCUUGCCAGAGACUGGGGCUUCCCAACGUCACUCAGCUGGAAAGAAGCCACCUGCAAUGAUGGAGGCCUCAGUUUCUUUCUUGAGUCAGGACGUUCCCCUGGAGAAGGUGAAAAAUUGUUGCUGAACCAAGCAAGACACUGGGAUUCUUGGCCUCCGGAGGAGAAGAAUUCAAUCAGGGGCCAGAAAUGAAGCUUGAUUGCUCAAAGCUUUUUGUGUGCAAUAAAGUUUCAUUAAACUAUACAAGAGAGAAAGCUUCUGACAUAGACAUCAGAAGGGGCAGAAAGAGGACCCCCACCCCUGCUAGUCUUUAGCUGGAUGUUAUACAGGUAUUAGCAGUCGGCUAAUUAAAGAAAGGAAAUGUCUCAAAACUCAGAGAAUGGCACCAGUGAGUCAUUCCGGGCCAUAAAAUGAUUGACAUGAAUCUUGAAGAAAGGCCGAUUUCCAUACAAUAUACAGUUUCAUUAACACAGAUUUGGAGAAAAAUGUAUGAGUAUAACAUACUGGCUGGUCAUAUCAUUUCUGAGCCUUUAGGUGGAACCGACUUGAAGAUAGAGCAUAGGACAUUAAUAUAGCUUAAGACAAACAUUUCCAUAAGAAAAGUGCAUUGGUUAGCUCACAGUUUGAGAAAAGUUAAGUUCAGGUGGAGCUAGGUAUCAUUAUGGCAAUACAGAAUUUCGAAGAGAAACCUCUUUUUAAAUGUGUAUAGAGAAGGGGAAAAAAUAUAACCCUAGUUUGUUUCCUCCUGCCGCUUAAGAGAGAGAGAAAAAAUAAAUGUCGCUACUUGCAGCCUA
Molecule: messenger RNA, 3366 nt
Organism: Bubalus bubalis (water buffalo)
Lineage: Eukaryota; Metazoa; Chordata; Mammalia; Artiodactyla; Bovidae
Gene: PHYH
Product: phytanoyl-CoA 2-hydroxylase
Exons: 9
Coding region: 85-1098 (337 amino acids)
Biological process (GO): fatty acid alpha-oxidation
Molecular function (GO): phytanoyl-CoA dioxygenase activity
Source: RefSeq, a predicted model, not a curated record